AGAUGGAAAAACUCAAGUAUUUUACAGAUCUGCCCAAGCCAAAACCUCUCAAGAACAAUGAGGGAUUUAUUGCCAGGUUUAACUUCAAGGGUGACAUUCUCCCCUAUGAUGCAGACAUAUCCCAUCUAGAAGGAUUACACAAGCAUGGAAAGGAACCAGGUCGUGCCGGCUACUCUAUGGAUGAACUCUUCAUUCUCAUCCGGUCCAAGGUGCUAGCCCAGCGUCAAUUAGGUCUACGUACUUUGGGUAACAUCCUUAGGAAUGCUAAGGAAGGCUUCUACGACACCUGCGUCAACCCUCCUAUAAUGCAACUAGUGGUAUAUCUCUUUUACAUUGUUUUACUGGUGUUAAUUGUUUAUUACCUAGGUAAUAGGUUGGUAGACAGCAACCACCCAGGGAGGUACUACCGUCCUGCCAAGUGAGUGUAAAACGAAAGC
Molecule: messenger RNA, 437 nt
Organism: Cherax quadricarinatus
Lineage: Eukaryota; Metazoa; Arthropoda; Malacostraca; Decapoda; Parastacidae
Source: RefSeq, a predicted model, not a curated record